Messenger RNA from Blastomyces dermatitidis ER-3, 880 nucleotides. RefSeq lists its product as uncharacterized. NCBI's taxonomy places the organism in Eukaryota, Fungi, Ascomycota, Eurotiomycetes, Onygenales, Ajellomycetaceae. The transcript has a single exon. The record is from RefSeq and is a predicted model, not a curated record. The coding region runs from base 227 to 424 and encodes 65 amino acids.
CAAGCACAGAGCUGUUAACGGAUUACGAAGUUUCCUAUUUAUUUAUUUUUGGUUUCUUGGUUGCAUGACCAGGCCAUGGCUUCUCUAAAGAAUAGGGGAUAUAGUGGGCAUGGACAGGCCAUGGCUACUCUGAAGAAUAGGGGAAUUUUUUCCCCUGGGGACGACAUUGGGCAUGACCAGGCCAUGGCUUCUCUAAAGAAUAGGGGAUAGUGGGCAUGAACAGGCCAUGGCUACUCUAAAGAAUAGGGGAAUUUUUUCCCCUGGGGACGACAUUGGGCAUGGCCAGGCCAUGGCUUCUCCAAAGAAUAGGGGAUAUAGUGGGCAUGGACAGGCCAUGGCUACUCUGAAGAAUAGGGGAAUUUUUUCCCCUGGGGACGACAUUGGGCAUGACCAGGCCAUGGCUUCUCUAAAGAAUAGGGGAUAGUGGGCAUAUACUGGGCAUGAACAGGCCAUGGCUACUCUGAAGAAUAGGGGAAUAUUUUCACCUGGGGACGACAUUGGGCAUGACCAGGCCAUGAAUAUUCUAUUAUGCCUUCCGGUUUAAACCAGUUCAUUUCGGUUGGUUACCAGUACUCUGCUGAGCCUUACUAGAACCCCACAAGAGAGACGGGUAUUAUGGGUCAUGUAAAUAAUUCCAUCUAAUUGAACAAUAGCCAAUGGUGCAUCUCCCGAGUUCCCAUAGUGCGGGUCAAUUUGUUCAAAUGGUUCUCCCUGAAAGGGACUGUAGCCAUCACCCUUCGGGAAAACAUUGAAGCAUGGGGGAUGAAAGUAUACGGCGACUAGAGAUGGAUUACUAAAGGUAGGUGCAGAGUCUUAACUAGUUCCAAGGUCAACGGCGAAAGUGAUUAAAACUAAAUCAAAAUAGACCACAAAAUGGUUA